Molecule: messenger RNA, 342 nt
Organism: Chaetomium globosum CBS 148.51
Lineage: Eukaryota; Fungi; Ascomycota; Sordariomycetes; Sordariales; Chaetomiaceae
Exons: 1
Coding region: 1-342 (113 amino acids)
Source: RefSeq, a predicted model, not a curated record
AUGAAGCUCGCCGUCUCUCAAACGAUCCUACUCCUUCUCGCUCCCUUGGCUCUAGCUCUCCCGACAGGAGGAGCAUCCUCCACCAUCACCCCAAAGGGCUAUACGGCGCCGGGUAGCAACUGCAGAGAGUUCCGCGGCCAGAUGAUCUGCGCUCGCGAUGAUGCUGCUCCCGCAAAUGUCGGCAAGCGUGGCUACACGGCGCCCGGCAGCAAUUGCCGGGAAUUUCGGGGCCAGAUGAUCUGCGCUCGCGAUGGGGCUGCUCCUGCAGAGGCUGACAAGCGUGGCUACACGGCCCCUGGUAGCAAUUGCAAGGAGUUCCGCGGACAGAUGAUCUGUUCUUAA